GGGAGGUAAUAGAAGAAUUAAUAAUUCUUUUUCUGCAAAACUUUCCCCUUUCCUUUUGGCGUUUUUUUAUAUACAUCAAGGUAACAACUGACACUUGCAGUUUAUAUAAAACUGGCAAAGAAAUGUUUUUGAUGUUAUUAUUUUUUGGGAAAUUGCUUUACUUUUAGAAUGAGCUAGGGGGAAGGUUUAUUUCUGUCCUUAAGUUCCUCUUUAAAAAAUUUUUCCAUUCCUUCCCUAUGUAUUUUAAAAUUAUUUUUCUUAUCACCCUUAUUGUUUUGAUUAAAUUUUGUUGUAUAAAUGGCCAAGUUGCACUUGGGGGACAACAAUCAGAUCGAACACAGCAAGAAUUGGCUCUCCUUGGAUGGACUAGUGGUGUUCGAAUGGCUUAUUGUCAACAAAUUGCUGUUAUUGACUUGGUUGAUCCAUUUAGAGAGGCAAUAGCUCGAAUGUUAAACAGACACUGUCGAACUCCUACAGUUUGUGGAAUUAAAAAAAGGUUUUAUUUUUUAGUUUCGAUUUUUUUGAAUUAUUUUUCCCAUUUUAGUGUUACUUUUAACAAAUUUCAAGUGGUUAUGCUUGAUAGUAAAUUUUAA
Messenger RNA from Meloidogyne enterolobii, 593 nucleotides. NCBI's taxonomy places the organism in Eukaryota, Metazoa, Nematoda, Chromadorea, Rhabditida, Meloidogynidae. The record is from the annotation of a GenBank genome assembly.